UUCAGUCUCUCUAAACUCGAAUCUUACUGAAAUGAAGGAUGAUGAUGUGAUUCAGUGGAGGUUUGGAAACACUGUAAUAGCUGACGUCAAUAAACGGGCCGACAGAAACACUGUACAUGAUGAUGUUCUUGAUGGGAGAUUCAGAGACCGACUGAAGCUGGACAAUCAAACUGGAUCUCUGACCAUCACAAACACCACAACUGAACAUGAUGGAGAUUAUCAACUACAGAUCAACCGUGAGAUCGAGAGAUUCAGUCUCUUUGUCAUUGUCCUGGUGUCGGUGAUGGAGGGAGAUUCAGCAACUCUAAACUCGAAUCUUACUGAAAUGAAGGCUGAUGAUGUGAUUCAAUGGAAGUUUGGAAAUAAAAAAACUUUGAUAGCUGAAAUUAAUAAACGGGCCAACAGCAUCACUCUAUAUGAUGUUCUUGAUGGGAGAUUCAGAGACAGACUGAAGCUGGACACACAAACUGGAUCUCUGACCAUCACACACACCACAACUGAACAGACUGGACGUUUUCACCAACAGAUCAACAGUGUGAUCAAGAGUUUCUGUCUCGCUGUCAUUGUCGACGUGGAGUCAGUGUCAGUGAUGGCGGGAGAUUCAGUCUCUCUAAAGUCGAAUCUUACUGAAAUGAAGGGUUAUGAUGUGAUUCAGUGGAGGUUUGGAUUGGGAAACACUGUAAUAGCUGACGUCAAUAAAUGGUUUGACAGAGUCACUCUAUAUGAUGUUCUUGAUGGGAGAUUCAGAGACCGACUGAAGCUGGACAAUCAAACUGGAUCUCUGACCAUCACAAACACCACAACUGAACAUGAUGGAGAUUAUCAACUACUGAUGUAUGCAGAAGGGAGAAUUGUCACAUCGAAAAUAUUCAGAGUUUCUGUCUAUGGUGGGUAG
Pimephales promelas (fathead minnow) is the source of this 895-nucleotide messenger RNA. The record is from RefSeq and is a predicted model, not a curated record. Lineage: Eukaryota; Metazoa; Chordata; Actinopteri; Cypriniformes; Leuciscidae.